UGACGCCGAAAGCAAUUAGCAACAGAAUAAAAGCCAAGGGUUUGCAAAAAUUGAGAUGGUAUUGUCAAAUGUGUCAAAAACAAUGUAGAGAUGAGAAUGGUUUCAAAUGCCACUGCAUGUCAGAAUCAUAUCAACGACAGUUGCUGAUAUUUGCUGAUAAUCCAAAUAGGUUGAUUGAUUCAUUCUCAAAGGAAUUUGACGAUGAUUUUAUGUUGCUCCUGAGAAGAAGGUUUGGUACACGAUGAGUCCAUGCCAAUAUUGUAUAUCAGGAAUAUAUUAGUGACAGAAAUCAUCUUCAUAUGAAUUCCACACAGUGGGUAACAUUGACAGAGUUUGUGAAAUGGUUGGGUCGUGAAGGUAAAUGUAAAGUUGACAACACUGAGAAAGGAUGGUUUAUUACGUAUAUUGAUAGAGAUCCUGAGACGCUCGCGAGGCAAAAGGCAUCAGAAAGUAAGGGAAAGAUGGAGAUGGACGAUGAUGAAAAAACAGCCAAGUUCAUUGAAAAACAAAUUGAAAGAGAAUUAAAAUUAGCAAGGAAAAGUGAUCAGGAUCAAAAUUUUCACCACUUUUACUAGCUUCUCUUCUACUCAUUCAUCCAACAGAAUACAAGACUUGAUGAUCUGACGUUGGUCGACGUUGUUUUGAAACAGGCGUCUUGUUCAUUACGUUGCGUAGGCCGGUCAAUAGAUAAGAUCUAAAAAUAUUAAAUAUCAAUAAUUGACGUUUUAAGUCUUUUUGAAAAGUUCAUAUUGAGUAAAUUGGCUGUUAAAUCUUCUUGGUCAAAUAAUCUUACAUGCAUGAUCUGUCCAAAACAAUAAUUUCCUCUUUUCCAACUCUAUCAAAGAGAAAUUCUGCCGAUAAAAGAUCAAAUCUCACUUCUUUCAUUACAUCUUUUGCAUGGUCCUAUCAAGGAAAAAUGUUAUGUAAAAAGAUUAGAUAAAAAAAUUUGUAAAUAAGAGUUUUAAAGAUAGAAAAGUUUUUGAAAUUUUUAAAAAACUAGUAAAAUAAUCUCGACCCACUCCAUGGAAACUUACCUGACGAUUAUCGGGAUCAAAUUUUAUCCAAGCUAGUCAAAUUAUCAUCAGAAAUCAACAUGUGUAAAAACAUAUACAUGUAAGCAUUCUGUCAACCAUAGCUUCCAUCACCAAAAUAUAUGGAAAGAAAAAAAGGAUAAUAAAGUAAUAUUGCGGUAGCAUGAAGGUAGUCGAAAUGUCAGCCAACACCACAGUUUUUCUUAGGACUCUACUAACCUUGAUGUUCUAAAUAUAAAAACAUGUAAAUAUAUCAUUCAUUCAUCAUUAAAGACUUACCCAAGCAA
Molecule: messenger RNA, 1318 nt
Organism: Xenia sp. Carnegie-2017
Lineage: Eukaryota; Metazoa; Cnidaria; Anthozoa; Malacalcyonacea; Xeniidae
Product: DNA/RNA-binding protein KIN17-like
Exons: 9
Biological process (GO): DNA replication; DNA damage response
Cellular component (GO): nucleus
Molecular function (GO): double-stranded DNA binding
Source: RefSeq, a predicted model, not a curated record